Molecule: messenger RNA, 2918 nt
Organism: Polyodon spathula (Mississippi paddlefish)
Lineage: Eukaryota; Metazoa; Chordata; Actinopteri; Acipenseriformes; Polyodontidae
Gene: trim59
Product: tripartite motif containing 59
Exons: 2
Coding region: 215-1519 (434 amino acids)
Biological process (GO): cilium assembly
Cellular component (GO): centrosome; cilium; intraciliary transport particle B
Molecular function (GO): zinc ion binding
Source: RefSeq, a predicted model, not a curated record
UACAGGACAAUGCACGAUUCCAAGAGAAAAUAACCAGAAACACGAAGAGAGCAGACAAAGUUCUACAUUUAAAUGCUCAUCGGUAGUCUGUUUAUCAAAAUGCCAUAACUAAGUAAUGCGGUGCUAAAUUAAUGUGAAAUGACGUCAGAAACUACUAAAACCCUUUCAACUAUUGUACCGCGAGGUGGCAAGAUAUGGGCAGCAUUAUGACCAUAUGUGCCCAAACUGCAGAAGGAAACAAAGGUCGGGAUAUGUACAAGCAAAUAUGGAUAACCUGGAAGAAGAUCUUACAUGUUCAGUGUGCUACUCGCUGUUCGAUGACCCCCGCGUGCUGCCGUGUUCCCACACUUUCUGCAAAGGUUGCUUGGAAAAUGUUCUUCAUGUAUCUGUCAACUUCUCAAUAUGGAGGCCCCUAAGAAUUCCACUCAAGUGUCCGAACUGCAGAAACAUUGUGGAGCUCCCUCCAACAGGAGUUGAUUCCUUGCCAAUAAAUGUGUCCCUGAGGGCCAUCGUAGAAAAAUAUCAAAGAAACGAUCAACCAAAAUCAGCCUUGUGUCUGGAACACCAAGGACAGCCGUUGAAUGUCUAUUGUCUGCGGGAUCGUCAACUGAUUUGUGGAUUGUGCCUGACUGUAGGCCAGCACCAGGGGCACCCUAUAGAUGACCUGCAUACUGCCUAUGUCAAAGAAAGGGAGACUCCAGGGAGGCUUGUGAAGCAGCUGACUGAUAAACGUUGGGCUGAAGUGUGCCUUCUGGUGGAAAGGCUAGAGGAACAAAAAGUCAAAUGUGAGAACACAAUAAAGCAUGAUAAGGAGGCUGUAAUGCAGUACUUUGAGAAGAUUCAUCAGAUUCUGGAAAGCAAAAAACAGGCUUUCCUAGCCGUACUGGAGGAGGCCAGCGCUGAAGUUUCGAGUGAGUUUGACCCACUUAUUAAACAGCUCAAAGAUAUCAGGGAAGAACAGCUGGAUCUCAUUUCAUAUAGCAUAGCUGUUGAAGAGGAGUCUCCUCUGGUGUUUCUUGAGAAGAUUCAUACCUUUCGCAGAAGAGUUGCUGCCCUGACAAAAGCAGGUCUGCCUAAGGUGGUACCUUUGGAGAUCUAUCCAAGGGCAGAAGAGUUUCUAAAACAGAAGUGGUCAGGAAUUACCAUUGGGAAGAUUGACAAAGUGCCAAUACCCAACAUCAAUUGCUGUUCUGUGUGGUGCACAAGAAUCAUCAUUGGUAAAAAUUUAAACAGACUGUGGGCUUCCUUUAUUCAUUGGUGGAAUCCAUUUGUGCUCUUAAUAUUUUUUCUGCUACUAAGCCUAUUCUCAGUUGAAGUGUUAUUUAGCAAACAUUUUUUUGCUAUUCAGUUCAACAACUUUUCAGUCAUUCCUCAAAUUAUGGUUAAACAUUGUUUAUAUGAAACGACUGCUGCUGCUGUAUACCCUGUGCAGGAGGGAGUUGUUUACCUGUACUCACUUAUGGUGAACUUUCUCUUUUACAUCGAGGAAACAGUAAAACUUUGUUGCCUCUAUCUGUAAGAUUUUUUCUAAUUAAUUGAACAGUCAAUACUAUAUAAAAUGUUCUAUUAACAUUUGUGUGCAAAUAAUUCCUCAAAGAACUCUUGUUCAUUUAGGAAAUUAGCAUAUUGAGUUUCUCUCAAAGGCAUUAGGUAGAAGUCAUUAUUAUUAUUCUUAUUAUAUUGGGUUAUGCUUAUAAUGGCAAGCUUGAAAAACAAAACUGGAGGCAUAACAGAUCAUUUCAAAUGUAUUAAUUGUAAAUAUCCAAUUUGUAUUAGACAAACUGUUAAUGCAUUGUAGUUUAUGAUAAUCACUUUAUAUCCCACCUUACUGUUUUUAACACGCGCAUCAGUCUUAUCUAUGGUUUUGUAGCAUUUAUACCAAUGUAUGUUGAUUUUCAGAAAUGUUAAUUUACACUUAGUUACCAGGAAAUACUGAUUAAUAUUUACAUUUUACAUACUCCAUAUGAGAUUAUAGUAUUUUGUUUUGUAAAAACAACCUAAAUAAAGUUUCAAUUUCUACAAUACCAAAUGUUAAAGUUAUAGGUAUAUCCAUUUUUAAAAGUGCCAAUUAUACUAGCAUUAUUUAUUUACUUUUUAAAAACCUUUCUGCUGCAGUGCUGGUUAAACUACGUUCUCAAAUAGAGGCUGAAAAAGCAGGAAACCUCAAUGCAAUUACCUAGGCUUCCAGAUCAUGAACCCAAGUGUUUUGUUUUUUUCAGGCCAAGUUCCCGUUUCUAGGUUUUUAUACCCAUUUCUAUAUAGUACUUAUAAAUGAUGCAUUCUGACCGAUAACACGGUCACUGUUGAAAAUGAGACUAAGACAUGAAAUGUUACAUAAUUUUAUUUCAUUAUUCCUGUUUAUUAUAAAACGGCUUACUUGACAGAUCAACAAUCAUAUACUUCCUGGUAAUCAUCAUUGUAAAAUUAAUUGAUGAAAAUGAACUGGAAGUUCACAAACCGUAUGCAUUUCUCUUCAGUGUAAAUAUUGAAGGACAUACCUAUGAACGCUCAAAAUGCCAAAAUCCAAGCUGUACAUUAAUGGGAUAGUUUCUGUGUACAAAUAAAAUAUUAGCCAUCCAUUCUAUAAACCAGAAAACAUAGUGAUCCUGGUGAGAUUAACUGCUGGCCUUUUGAUCUAAUUAAAACAUGAAAGUUAAAUUCCAUACACUGGGAAUCACACAAAUUAUGUUAAUUGAAGACUAAAAAAGUUUAUAUUUUUAUUGCUGAAACACAAAAGAUUUGUAGAUUGAAAGAAAAGCAGCAUUAGCAGAAUCAAAAUAUUCAUGUUUGAGGAAUACAAACAUCAACAGACAAUAUAUACAACACAAAUACAAAAGGGUAAGUGGCAGUCAAACAAAAUCCCUUCCAAAUUAUAACACAUUCCUGUUAUGAGAAAUCCAGCAUUUUUAUAUUUCUUC